Juglans microcarpa x Juglans regia is the source of this 661-nucleotide messenger RNA. RefSeq lists its product as uncharacterized. NCBI's taxonomy places the organism in Eukaryota, Viridiplantae, Streptophyta, Magnoliopsida, Fagales, Juglandaceae. The record is from RefSeq and is a predicted model, not a curated record. Bases 1 to 543 code for a protein of 180 amino acids. The transcript has 3 exons.
AUGACAUUGAGACUAGGCCAAACAACGUCAGAUCAGAGAUCCGAAGCUGCCCACAGGGUGAACCGUGACGAGCCAAGUCAUUCCUCGAGGGAGCAAGUAAGUCCGGAUCCAGAGUCCGUCUCAAAACAUAUCCAAGUUAGGACAGGGUUGGAUCGACUGGCUAGAUUCAAAGCCGGAUCGUCUGCAACUAUUGCAUUGCCAGGAACUGAGUGUCCACUCGACCCUCCACCACACCCUGUAUUGCCAGGAACUGAAGAGUUUCCGCCCUCCUUGCUAACUCCAGAACCUCCACCGGAUCCUGUGCUGCUAAUCUUGGCAAUCGUUUCCAUGUUUCUUGCCGUAUCUUUGCAUUUCUCUAAGGAGUACUGCAUUCCAAAACCAUCAGAUAUGGGUUGGACACUCAAGAGUGAUGCCCGUGCUCAUCAUGAUCAUCUUGCAUUGGUUGUCCUCUUCAAAACUUUGCAAAAUCACGCCGUGGAUAUCAAUGCACGAUCACAACGAUUGAGCAGCACUACUUCCCUUUCCAUUUUAAGAAAGGGUUAAUAACCUGCCCUUAACAGCGGUGAAUCGUGUUGCUAAUUGUCAUGAGGUUAAUACCAAUCAAACAUCAGAAGGGGUUGCUUUCUUGCCGUAUCAUUUUCCCUCUUAUCUUUACAUCAUA